Messenger RNA from Moesziomyces aphidis, 2619 nucleotides. NCBI's taxonomy places the organism in Eukaryota, Fungi, Basidiomycota, Ustilaginomycetes, Ustilaginales, Ustilaginaceae. The record is from the annotation of a GenBank genome assembly.
AUGUUCAGCCUUUCGACAAGACAAACUCUCCUCCGCGGCACUCGUAUGCUGUCGACUUCGGCCGUGCGCAACGACCUGGCACGCAUGCAGGUGCUUGGUCGUCUUGCUGCCGACCCUGAGAUCAAGACCACCAAGAACGGCAAGGACUACGUGCGGUACACUGUUGCCACCUCGGACCCUCCCACUGGUCCCGUCGAGGAGGGCGAGCGUCCGGAAACCACCACGUCGUACCACCGAUUCUACGUGUUCGGCGACCGCGGCGUGGACAGGAUGAAGAACAUCAAGAAGGGCUACCGCGUGCUCGUGGAUGCCGAGUUCAGGAUCGAAAGGACCCCCGCCGAGGCCGACCAGCCCGCCCGCGACACGCUCCUCGCUCUGCACCGUGCUCAGAAGGCACAUUUCGCUCACGGCUUUCUUCCUCUUCCCAACUUCAUCGCAUCCGCUUGCUCCCUCACCAGCAGGCAUCUCCGAACCUCUUUCCUUUCACCAACACUACCAACCUACCUUCAUCGCGUCCAAGCCGACACUAUGGAUCGAAGCCUCUGCCCGCUCAGGCAGAUCCGCCAGGCCUGCCCCUACAUGGGCCGCGUUUCCAUGCCGCAGCUCCGACAGAUGUCCACCACGCUCCUCCACCCGGGUGGACCCACGCGCCUCGUCACCCAGGCCCAGCAGUGCCCCGUCAUGAGCCAGAGCCUCGCCAUCAAGGCCGAGCAGAACAGCGGCGCCGCCGCCAACACCUUCACCCCGACCUUUGGCGCUUCCGGCAGCUCCUUCCUCGCCAUGGCCGCCAAGCCCACCGCGGCUGCUGCUGCCGGCUGCCCCUUCUCGGCUCAGAUGAACGGUGGCGCCGCCCAGCAGGUUCGCCACUACGUCUCGCGCUCCGAGGCUGCCCGUGCCGCCGUCGCCCAGCCCGACGACAUCGAGCGCCUCCACGCCAAGGAGGGCAUCAAGCUCGACGACCAGGCCAACGUCGACAAGUGCCCCCACGCUCGCAAGCUUGCCGAGGCCGCCGCCGCCGCCACCGCCGCCGCUGCUGCCGGCGACUCGCUUCCCCAGCACCAGCGCCGGAAGAGCAUCAAGAAUAAGCAGGUGCGCACCCCUGGCUCCGGCCUCGGUAUGCACCCGGACCCCGAGCCGCACAACCGGCCCGGCUUCCACUACGAGCAGUUCUACCACGACCAGCUCCAGGCCAAGCAUGCCGACAAGUCCUACCGCUACUUUAACAACAUCAACCGUCUCGCCGGCAACGCUCCCAGGGGCCAUCUCUCCGCCGAGGCCGACGAGAUCACCGUGUGGUGCGCCAACGACUACCAGAACAUGAGCCGUCACCCCGCCGUGCUCCAGGCCAUGAAGGAGACGCUCGACAAGUAUGGCGCCGGUGCCGGUGGCACGCGCAACAUCGCCGGCCACAACCGACACGUCGAGACCGUCGAGCAGACGCUCGCACAGCUCCACCGCAAGGAUGCCGCGCUCGUCUUUGGCUCCUGCUAUGCCGCCAACGACGCCACGCUGACCAUCCUCGGUUCCAAGCUGCCCGAUUGCGUCAUCCUCUCCGACGCCUCCAACCACGCUUCCAUGAUCCAGGGCAUCAAGCACUCGGGCGCCAAAAAGGUCAUCUACAAGCACAACGACAUGCACGACCUCGAGGCCAAGCUCCAGGCGCUCCCGGUCGACGUGCCCAAGAUCAUCGCCUUUGAGUCGGUCUAUUCCAUGUGCGGCACCGUCGGACCCAUCGAGAAGACCAUCGAGCUCGCCGAAAAGUACGGCGCCAUCACCUUCUUGGACGAGGUGCAUGCCGUGGGCAUGUACGGCCCGCGUGGCGCCGGUGUCGCCGAGCAUCUCGACUGGGACGCGCAGGUCGCCCAGGGUCACAAGCCCGGCCUGCUCAAGGGCAGCGUGAUGGACCGCAUCGACAUCAUCACCGGCACGCUCGGCAAGGCGUACGGCAACGUCGGCGGCUACAUUGCCGGCUCGAACCGCUUUGUCGAUCUGAUCCGCUGCUUUGCGCCGCAGUUCAUCUUUUCCACCACGCUGCCGCCUGCGGUUCUGACGGGUGCCAACAAGGCGAUCGAGGUGCUGAUGCAGUCGAACGACUCGCGCAUCCUGCAGCAGCUGCGCACGCGCGAGACCAAGGACAAGCUCAUCGCCGCGGGCAUCCCGCUGCAGCACAAUCCGUCGCACAUUGUGCCCGUGCUCGUCGGCGAUGCGUCCAAGGCCAAGGCGGCCUCGGACAUGCUGCUCGAGGAGUUUGGCUGCUAUGUGCAGCCGAUCAACUUCCCUACGGUGGCGCGCGGCCUCGAGAGGCUGCGUGUCACGCCCACGCCCGGACACACGUCCGAGGAUGUGGACCACCUCGUGUACGCGCUCACCGAGAUCUGGAAGCAUCUGGGCCUGCGCACCGUCGCUGACCUGCGCGCCGCUCCCGAGGGCCAAGAUGCACUCGCCGACCUGUUCAAGGCGUCCGAGAAGACGGCGCGCGAGAACCCGCUCUGGACCGACAAGCUGCUCGGCCUCGACGAGCUCAAGGCGCAGGUGCAGGCCAAUGGCUUUGAGCGCCGCGCUGGCGUUCAGGUCGCUGACGCUGCUGCUGCCGCCCCGCGUGCCGGUGCGGCUGCCUGA